GAAAUACUUCGGUAUAUUUUUGUUUUUAUUUAGAAAUCAAGUUGUUACAUUAAAUGAUUUAAUGCUUUUAAGUAAUGACAUCAAGGACAAGAACGUCAAUACCUUCUGCAGAAAGUGUCGGAUCUCCACCAAGAUUUGGCCUGCAGGGUCAUGCUUUAAGCUGGACAGAUGAUUUACCAGUAUGUCAUUUUUCUGGUGUAGGUUUCUCCACCAAUCAGAUUUACAGAGAAGAUGGAGAAAGAAGAGAAGAGCAUGACUUUGAAGAUAAGAGUUUUCAUUUUAAAUCUGAUGAUGAGUGUUAUCUCUAUGGUGUGUUUGAUGGUCAUAAUGGAAAUAAAGUCUCUAAUUUUGCUGCUCAAAGGAUGCCAGCUGAACUUUUAUUGGGUCAGUUACAGGGCAAGGCAACUGAUCACGAAAUAAAAGAAGUUUUAAAGCAGGCAUUUGCUGCUGUAGAGCAAGGUUGUUUUGAAUCUAUGGAUGACUUGUUAGCUCAAAAAGCAACAUGUCAAAUGGAAUUGCCUGAGGGACUGUCAGACUUUGAUGCCUACCAGAAGUAUCCUGAAAUAAUGAACAAAUUGCAUGCAUUAGAAACCCAGAUAUCGGGUGGAACAACUGCUUGUGUUGUUCUUAUAUAUAAUAAUAAACUAUAUGUAGCUAAUGUGGGGGAUACUAGAGCUCUGUUAUGCACUACAAGUAAUGGUGUUCUUAAAGUCAUGCAGCUGUCACAUGAUCAUACUCUAGCAGAUGAACAAGAACAAAUCCGAUUGGUUAAUUUGGGUCUAGAUGUAGAGAAACUAAAGCAAUUACGUAAACUGGGAACAUCAGAUAACACUAGAUGUAUUGGUGAUUAUCACGUUAAAGGGGGAUAUAAAGAUAUAGACAUUUUAAGUGCUGCUAUACGCGAACCUGUGAUAGCUGAACCCUAUCUUGAUGGUGGAAUAGCACUUGAUGAUUCCUGUUCUUUCUUGAUCAUAAUGUCUGAUGGGUUAUACCAGUCCCUAGAGGAUGCUUUCCAGUGUGAGCGAGUUAAUGUUGAAAUAGCAACCAUGGUAGCGGAGGAGUUCCCCAUUCAAACAACUUUAAAUGGAGUUGCUCAAGCAGUAGUAGAUAGAGUUGUGCGGAAACACCAUGACGCGUACAUGACGGGACAUGAUCGAUUAAAACUAGUGUGCCAAAAACGAGAUGAUAUAACAUUGAUGAUUAGAAACUUUAAUUAUCCGUUAGCGGGCACUGCUACCAGUCCAACUAUGACACGUGCGAAUCAUGUUUCAGUACCUUAUAAUAAUAGACCUUCAAAUUUACCACCCAUCCUCCAUAUACCCGGUCGAGGAACCCCUCCGUCAUAUCACACUAAUAAUGGAUAUAAUAGUACAAAUGAAUCAUCUCCUAUUACUCCUACAAAUGCAGGAUUGGAACCCUAUGGUAACAAUAAUGAUACACAGCGUACUAAUACUAGCGGUACAUAUUCAACCGAAUCGACAGAAAGUAGUGAGGAUAGACCGUUAUUUAAUCAAGAAUUUAAUGCACCGAAACUUGAACUGGAUAAAGAUGGACGAGUGGGGGCUUAUAUCGAUUUUACAGACUUUUACAAAGCGAUUGAUGAACUUUCUGAUGCGCAACAAGAAUCAUUAAAUGAUGAUAUGAAACCUAAGUCUGGUUAUGAACCUAUAAAAGAAGAAUCUGAAAGUCCAUCGAGUCCUGAACACUGAAAACUAGUUUGUAAUUUAUUAACUGUAAGAGAAUACAUGGUUGAAUGUACCAGAAACGGAUUCUUUCAAUCCCUUGAAAAGGUGUCAAUCACAUAAACACUAGUGUUUUGAUUGACAGGUUUGCACCAACUGAUAAUAAUUUAUCAAUCACCAUAGCUGAAAGGCUUGAUUAUGUCAUAAUUCUGUUUGCUCCACAUCUGUUUUUGGGACUAGUAGAAAUGUGACAGGACUUGAUUCUGGGCCACUUGAUUGCAAUACCAUCAAUUCAGUAUGAUGGCAAUCGAGCAAACCCUGUGUGUAGCUAUAUGCUGUGUUUAGGGUGCCUCACUAUAAAUAAAUAUCUCCAAAUAUCUUGACAAUUACAACACAAUAUUUAUAUAUAUACACCAAGCCUUAAUUCAGCUUCGCACAUUUAUAGUCACUAAAUAAACAGUCAUGUUGUACUGAAUAAGAUAUGACCAUUUAACUAUCCAUAAAUAAUAGUCUGAAAAAUGGUUAUGAUUGUUGGCCAUAACAUCCAGGCACUUUUGAGUAAAAAAUAGGUUACAUGCUCUUGUUUUGAAAUUAGUCUCACUUAACCAGUUUACCGACCAUUCUUCGUCUGAUUGACAAGCCAAGAUAAUCAAGACUGCUUUUUUACGAAACAUAACAGAAAGCUGGAACAAGAAAUUGAAUUUAGAAACAGACACGUUAGGCAACUCAACAAUUGUUUUAAGGACUCUGUAAAAGGAAAAUGAAACUACUGCUGUAGUACUACCGGACUUCUUUAUUUGUUGUGUUCCUUGUGAUCGUAAAUAAUACUACAGCAACAAUGAUUUCACAGCUUUAUUAGUAAACUGGAAAUAACUUCGCAGGUUCCUCGUUCUCAAAUAUAUAAUGACUGGUAAGAAUUUCUGGGUGAGCUCUAAUCUAGCUCUCUUCUACACCCUAAUUUAUACCCCCUACUUUCUCAGGUCUUCAAUAACCUUGACGUGAAUAUCCACGCCAUAUAAGGAAUAAAACUCUAUAUUUCCCACAAACAAGACAGGCAACAUUACCUAUUUUUGGUCAACCAACCAUAGGUCAAUAAACAGCUAGAAUUUGAUGACUAUUUUGACAAUGAUUAUAAUUUAACUAAAACAUCACUGUUUUUUACGAACAACUAUAACCACGUUCAUUUAAUACUUAUGAUUUGACUUUAUAGACCAAAUUGAAGAGACAAUUUUAUAAAGAGCCAAAAUUGUCUCAAGGGCCAUAGUGCUACACUGCUAGUAUCAUGUUCUUUUCUAACCCGAGUGUUUCACAGAUAUUAUUUGUACUAAACCAAAAGAUGCCACUCCUAACGGUAUAGUUAAUGAUAAAGCAAUUUAAAAAAUAAAACGAACAUAAUUUCUAAAGCUACUGUAAGAACCAAAAAGUUAAAUAUUACUGCUAUUCAGAAUCGUCAACAAUAGAUUUUUUUAUGGCUUUAAUAGUUAAUAGAUGUGUAGAGAAUUUCAUGUGUGAUGGCUAUUCAUAGACUCAUAGACUCUUGGGCUGAGUGUUAUCGCUCUGCGUGACUAGUCAGAAAUCACUUCGAGACAAGCCACUGUUGAGUUCAACUUUCAGUAGGGAAAACUGUCGCUGCAUGGGGCACCCUACCGUAUUUUUAUGUAGAGAUUACAUUGUCAAAGUGUAUUUAUGUGUGAUAUUAUUAUUGAAAAUCAGACAUUUGAUCUAAUUUUUGAUAAAGAGUAUUUGUCUGUAGAAAACUGCUAUAAUAAUACACUGUUUGAGAAAAGGAAAUUGUGAUAAAUAGUCAAAAAUGAGUUAUGCACAUAUCCAAAAUAAUAUGGUGAAUAAAGAAACAUUACAAUAAGUAUUUGUUUCUAGAGUAAACUAAUAGCUUUAUGUAUUAUGUUUGACAAAUUUUUGGUUGUAACAAAUUUUAUUAUGGGGUAUUUUGAUACACUCUGGGCCAUUAAUACAGUUUUCUGUUCUAAACAUUAACACAUUUAUUAUCAUCAUAUCAUGUUAGAAGACAUAAGAUUAUAAUGUUGUUUUCCACUUAAAUUUGAGAAAAAGGUAUGAGUUGUUUCAAUUAAUUAUCUUGUUCACUCACCAAAUGUAGUCUUGAUAAGCAAGACAUUCAAUUAGUCAGGAUAAACUAGACUAAAUAUUUAGCAAGUAUUGUCACAAGUGUAAAUGAUUAACAUGAAAAUGCCCUAAAAUGGUUUCAACCACAACUCUGACACUAGUUUGGUCGGAGGGUGGGGAGGGAGGUUGGCCGAAUCGUUAACGAGUGUACGUUGCAUCAUAAGGUCUGUCAUUGAAUCAGUGGUGUGGUUUUGAUUCAGCGCUUGUAUGUGACAAGGAGUAGGGUCGUCUGUCCAACCUCAUGGGUUUUCUCUGGUUCCUGUGGUUUCCUCCCACUGAUAAAGACCCCUACACGCAAAGGAAUUAAUGAAAUAAAAUUGAACCAUAUGUUAAUGUUUCAUAAUAGGCUAUCAUGUCAAGGGCAGUAUCAGUGACUGAUUGCUCAGUUGUGAAAUGUUGUAAUUAAAUCAUAAGUUAUAUUUAUGGAGAUGAUGAUAAAGGUUGAUUAAGCCUUUGUUGCCUUUUAAACCUUAAUUGUUUUAUAAUCUUAUUACUUAUCAUUUAAGUUUUAUAAUAAAUAUUCAAUCAAUGUG
Messenger RNA from Patella vulgata (common limpet), 4357 nucleotides. RefSeq names its product TGF-beta-activated kinase 1 and MAP3K7-binding protein 1. The transcript has 7 exons. The record is from RefSeq and is a predicted model, not a curated record. Gene Ontology annotation, biological process: protein dephosphorylation. The coding region runs from base 75 to 1709 and encodes 544 amino acids. Gene Ontology annotation, molecular function: protein serine/threonine phosphatase activity. Lineage: Eukaryota; Metazoa; Mollusca; Gastropoda; Patellidae.